UUUCUAAUACUUGAAAAAGCAAGGAAAAAAAAUAAAAGGAAGCAAAUAAUCUUUCAGGCUUCCUUUAUAUAUUCAAAAUAAGGGGAAAAGGGGAGGCAAAGGCAAUUUAAAUAAAUCUUUAUUAUAAACUGAGCAUAUAUUUAUAUUGGAGCCAAAGAGAGACAAUAAACAUGGAGCCCUUUCCCACGAUUUGUACAAAGUCACUUUUCAGAGCAGAACUGCACUUUAACACAAGCUAGAACGAGAUUUCAACAGCAACCGUCCAGCUGCUGUUGUGAAAGCAAGUAUUGGACACACUGGGACUUGCCCAAGAAUAAUUUCAGGGCGGAACAGACAAAGAAAAAGAACGUUGACCUUUUGCUGCCGCUUUAACCAACGCAACAAACACUCCCUUCCUAAGCCACAGAGCAUCGGAGGACCAAAAACUGAAUCCAGAUGCAAAUUUACCGCACGCACCCCACCACACCCCAAACGCCAAAGGAUCUGAAUCUUAAGAAUGUGCGAAUCCAGCUGCUGUACUAUCUGAUUUGCUCUCAGGUUUGCCUUCUCCUGCAUCUGUCCCCCAUGGCAGCGUGGUCCCGUGAGGCAGUGCUGAACCUCUAUCGUGCUCUGCUGCGCCAGGGCCGUGGUCUACGCUACACCGACCGUGAUUUCUACCUCGCCUCCAUCCGGCGUGAGUUCCGCAAGAACCAGCAGCUGGAGCGGCUUGAAGACAGAGAAAGACAACUGGAGAAGGGACAGGCCUUUCUGCACAAUAGACUGGGAGGGUUGGUUUAG
Messenger RNA from Dermochelys coriacea (leatherback sea turtle), 777 nucleotides. RefSeq names its product MIEF1 upstream open reading frame protein-like. The coding region runs from base 436 to 777 and encodes 113 amino acids. Lineage: Eukaryota; Metazoa; Chordata; Testudines; Dermochelyidae. The record is from RefSeq and is a predicted model, not a curated record. The transcript has 2 exons.